This is a messenger RNA of Symbiodinium natans, 762 nucleotides long. The record is from the annotation of a GenBank genome assembly. NCBI's taxonomy places the organism in Eukaryota, Dinophyceae, Suessiales, Symbiodiniaceae.
AUGGAGUUGGGACAGCACAGCCCCUUUCCCUGGUAUUGGCGGAACAAUGUUAGAGGAGCGAUCGCGCGGCCAUCGCGAUGGAUGCGAGGACAGCGGGGCAGAAGAAAUUUGAGGCCUUUGGCGAUUGGCCAUCUUGGCCGUCUCGCGCUGCUUGCAGCCAUCUCUGUCGCCGCUGCGUGGGGGUCGGCUGCCAGCUGUGCGUGGCUGGGCCGGGGGCACAAGGCCGAAGAGACGGAGCUACCCCUUAUGGACGUGGACUUUGUGGAGCUGCAGGUACAGAAUGCCGCAUCACCGGUGCCCUUUCAGAUCUCGAAGCUCUACGUUCCGAUCGUGCCAGAAGUAGCCAGCUGGUUGAAUCAGAGCAACCUGGACUUCAGUUACAGCCCAGAGGAAAAGCUGACCGGGCCCCCGCGAAUACAUGUCACCGUGUCCGGCGAGCCGUUCCGGAUAGCGAACGUGACUGUGCAAGGUGACUGCCGCAGCGCGCAUUUCUGCCUUUGGUCAGUUUGGCAAGCGCAUAGUAGCCACCAGCGUUUUCGAGGAAUUCACACAGUCAUCGAGCUGCCUGCCCAAGUCAUGCCCAGCGCCUGCAAGGCACAGGGGCCAAGAGAGUGUUCGCUAAGAAUGGAGGACUUUACGAGCUGGCUCAUGCGCACACUGACACUCUUACUCACUUCUGAAACAUUUGAUCUCAGAGAGGUGGCAGCCAUCCUCGCGGAGGCCAAGACUUAUCAAAGAAGACGCCUGCAAAGCCUUGAGUAA